Boeremia exigua is the source of this 3681-nucleotide messenger RNA. Its product is annotated as cortical protein marker for cell polarity-domain-containing protein. Bases 1 to 3681 code for a protein of 1226 amino acids. Gene Ontology annotation, cellular component: plasma membrane of growing cell tip. NCBI's taxonomy places the organism in Eukaryota, Fungi, Ascomycota, Dothideomycetes, Pleosporales, Didymellaceae. The transcript is spliced from 2 exons. The record is from RefSeq and is a predicted model, not a curated record. Gene Ontology annotation, biological process: positive regulation of establishment of bipolar cell polarity regulating cell shape. Gene Ontology annotation, molecular function: protein binding.
AUGCGGGAUUCCUUCGCUUCCUUGCUGGCCUCGCGCGCCGGCAAGCUCGCUCUCUCGCUACUGUUGACAUCGUCUACCCACGCACUGACCUUCACACCCGUUGCACCACCCAACCUUAACAUAGACCCACUCGGCCGCGUCGCAUUCGCUGGCGACUUCGACUCCAUAUCCAUAUAUCAAUAUGAGGGCCAAACCCAAGCAAGCACCGGCCGUACCGGAGCUUUACUAUCCCGGUACCCGAAUGGCGUGUUUGCGCCCAUCAACGAGACCGAUGCCGACAUCAUGGCCAUGUGCACGUUCCGAUCGAACGACCAGGACCGCGUAAUGUUCGCAGGAAACUUCACUAGUGUUGGAGACCUUGCCACUCCGGGCGGCGUUGCGGUGCUUGAUCCCAACAGCGGCAACGUGACAGCCCUGGCUGGUCUGGACGGCUUGGUUAACACCCUGUACUGCGACGGCGACCAGGUCUACCUCGGCGGAUCCUUCACAGGCAGCAAUUCCCGCAACGCGAUAAUAUGGAAGGAUGGGUGGCAAGAUCUGUCGUUCGAGGGUUUCAACGGUCCCAUCUACUCCAUCCAAAGGGCACCAAACACCAACAUAAUAUUCGGAGGAGCCUUCAACGGUCUAGGCGGUAAUGCCACAGUCGCGACAGCGAACAACACCCAAAUCAUUCCCAUUUCUAAUGCCGCCAUUUCGGCGCAGACGAGCUCUGGAUUGCCCGGUUUUACCGAGCCGUCAGCUAUUACCUGCAAGGGCGACUUCGCCACGCAAGGGUCCGGUUCGACGUGGCUUCUUUCGGACCGUUCUCCAGGAUUCUGGAAGGCUGAGUUCGGCUUUGGCUUCCGUCCCACCAAGCUGCGCCUGUUCAACACGGAUUUCGAGGGUCGCGGCACCAAGACCUUCCGCUACACUGCGCUUCCAGACGGCGGUAUCAUGAACUUGACAUAUACUGACCUCUCCACCGGCCGACCAGCAUACUGUGAUGCCUUAUGCCCGCUUCCAGAAGGCAACACCACAGCACAAGACUUCACGUUCGUCAACAACAUUGGAAUGAAUGCUUUUAGAGUCGACAUUACAGACUGGUACGGCAACGGAGCCGGUUUGAAUGGCAUUCAGCUUUUCCAGGACGAAAUGUACUCUUAUGCUAUCAACGACUUCAACGAGCCUCAAAAUUGCGGCUCCACAGCUACCGCUCAAUCAGAAUCAACCUCCACCGGCUCAUGGCAGGUUACACCUUCGCACGAUAGUUUCUCGGAAUACCUUACCGCUGUCUUGCAAGGUCCAGACAUCUCCACAGACGCCGCCACUGUCACCUUCCAGCCAGACAUCAAGCAAUCUGGUAAUUAUUCGGUCACUGUCUAUACGCCCGGAUGUUUGGGUGACGGGACUUGCGGAAGCCGUGGUCGUAUCAACGUCACAGCACAGAUGUCUCAAGGUGGAUCGGACGCAGGCAACAUCCUCUGGCAAACCAACAACUACGACAAAUAUGACGAGAUCUACAACGGGCCGAUCGAUAUCAGUGAUGGUUUCAGGCCUUCGGUCACUUUGAGGCCUGCCCCCGGCCAGGGGCCCACUCCAGUCACUGUCGUCGCUCAGAGGGUGCGUUUCACGCUCCUGAAGGCUACAUCUGGCAACAUCAAUGGUCUCUUCGAGUACACUCCUGGGAAGGCACUGGCUGACAUUGAGCUCUCCGACUCUGUGAUCAACCAGGCUGGUGCCAGCCUGACUCCCCGCGAGAAGGCCUCUGUUGUGAGCGUAGUUGCUGGCGAUGACAACUUGUACGUUGGUGGCAACUUCGCCUCAAGUGACGGCCGCAACAACAUUUUCUCCAUUGGCAGGAACGCUCAAGGCCCAACUGCGUUGAAUGGUAACGGACUGGAUGACCAAGUCAAUGUCAUGUUCCACAAGGACAACACGCUUUAUGUCGGUGGUAAUUUCACCAACACUAAUGAUGGCAACGUUGCGGGACUGAACGGCGUGGCUUCCUAUGUCAACAAUGAAUGGAAAGCCCUUGGCGCCGGUGUUCAGGGUGUCGUUCUGUUCCUUGUUCCGUUCGAGCUCAACGUCACCGUCAAUACUCCAGAAGAAGUUCUCGCGGUCAGUGGUUCCUUUGGCACGGUCAAUGGAUUCAAUGGCAGCCCUUCCGCAGCUGUGGAGGGACUUGCAGUCUGGGUGCCUUCUCAGAACAACUGGCUACACAACCUCAACUCGACUUCGUUCUCGGCCUCGGGUAGGCUGAUGACGUAUGCGGAUGCAGCAGAAAAGCGCUGGUUCGGUGGCUCCAUCACAUCGGGGUUCCUCGGUGCCAAUGGAGCUGCUGAGUUGAACAGUGAAAACGACGAUCUAUCACUUCGCACGUUCCCUAUCAACAUCGAAGACCAGCAACAGCCUGCACUGCGAAAGCGAGCUAUCAUGGAGAUCGACGACUUGCAGACUACUGGAGUCCGCACUGGGUUCUUCUACAACGAGAAUGGCAACAACAAGACUAUUUUGGCCGGUCACUUCGCUGCCUCAGGCACAGACGGACAGAACAUUACCAAUGUCCUUAUCAUCGACGGCAACGACUCUGACAAAGUCACUGGUUUCGUUGAACAGGUCGACGCAAAUUCGACUUUCGCUGCUGUCGCCGUGAACAACAACGUACUCUUCGCUGGAGGCGUAAUCACUGGAACCGUUAGUAACAGGCGUGUUGCCGGUAUUGUAGCUUAUGACCUUUCGUCAAACAGCUUCCCGAGCGUUCAGCCGCCUGCGCUGCAGGGUAGUAAUGUCACCGUCAACGCCAUUGCACCUCGACCGAAGUCCGAAGAGAUCUACGUCGGAGGCCGCUUCCAGUCUGGCGGAGAUCUCACCUGCCCUGGUUUGUGCAUGUGGAACACCAGAACCAGCCAGUGGAACCGACCAAACAACAACGUUGCGGGUGUGGUCAACGCCUUGAUCUGGACCUCGGACACCACCCUGCUUGUGGCUGGCAACUUGACAUAUGGCGACAACACAACCAUGAUCCUCUCAUUCGAUCAGUCGAAGAAUGAGUUCACCGAGAUUGCGGGUGCCAACGGUCUGCCAGGACCCGUGACAGCACUCACCGUCGCUACUAAGGAAGGCGACCAGUUCUGGGCAAGUGGUAACAGCACUGACGGCACGGCAUACCUCCAACGCUUCGAUGGCAGCAAGUGGUCCUCCGUCGACAACGCUCUUUUCGGCGCCGGUACAGACAUCCGUGGCAUCCAAGUUCUGAGUUUGUCUGAGGAUCACGAAGCUUCAGACAUCAUCGACCGAGACCAGGAUCUACUGCUUAUGGGGCAGAUCAACAUUACUAGCUUUGGUACUGCAUCUGGUGCCUUGUUCAACGGAUCUACACUGGUUCCGUUCCUUCUUGCCACAACAGCUGAAAACACUGCUGGAAGGCUGUCGUCAAUCUUCGUCGAAAACCCCAACAUGUUCUUUAGACAGACCAAAAAACAUCUGGCUGUCGGCUUCAUCGUUCUUAUUGCGCUCGCCAUUGCUCUCGCACUCACCUUCCUCCUCGUUGUCGUUGGCAUCAUUAUCGAGUGGUACCGCAAGAGGGCACAGGGUUAUUCUCCAGCCCCACAAUCAUACCCCGAUCGACUGGGCAAUGUAGGAAGGCUACCACCGGAGCAACUGUUCGGAACGCUGAGUGGUCCACGAGCACCUACAAUAUGA